AUGCCAAGCGAUCCCGAUGCCAGCGAGAGCUCGAAUCACAAACAGAUUGACCUCAGCUCCUCGAGUCGCCUACUUGUGUGGAAUCCGGAGCGAGGGGGCACCGACGGCACAGAGGCUCGGUUCAACUACUGGCUUGUCACCUACGACGGCUCUGUGACUGACGCGAUCGUGAAGAGGCGCAUAAAGACUCCAGGACUCCACGACUGGCACACGAUUGAAAUCAACAGCCAAAUCAUCUCAGACCAGGCAGAGCUCGACGAGGGGCUCCCGACAGUCAAAAAGGCACUCGCCAGCAUCCAGAACAAUGUCAAGGUCUGGCUCAACGACGAAUGUGGCUUCCACGUCCAUGUCAGCCCGCUGCGUGGGAAACUGGACAUUGCCGUGACGAGGAGAAUGGCAGCCUUGGUGCUUUUGAUGGAAAGGCGCUUUCUGCUGAAGCUCUGCCAUCCCUGCCGCCAAAAUUCACCGCACACGCGGCCCAUCAGCACGGACUCGGUCUUUGCUGUAAACGCGUCCGCCUCGCCCGAGGCACCUCUUGCGAGCUCUCUGGAAGGCAACCUUUUAGGCACAUUCCGGGCAAAAGCUAGGGGUAGGUCGAGUGACGAGCCGAGCAUCUUCAGAAUGCUCUGCGCCAUCUUCUCCACGGCAGACAUCAAGUCCAUCGGAAGGGGGCUGCGGUUGCCAAGGAUUGGCAGCGGGUCAUUGCUGGACGGCAACAGGGGUGCGAUUGCCGUGUCCACGUAUGACACCGUGGAAAUGAGAUACCCAGAAGCUUCUUUUGACGUAGAAUUCCUCUCGCUAUGGGUGGACUUGAGCCGGCGGGUCUUCGCCUUUGCUUCAGCCCCAGACGACGAGUACGGCAAGAAGCUGCUUGAGUUCUAUGACAUGGCCACGGCCGACAUAGAGCUGGGCUGGAUCCACUGGCUGAAGGCGGUGGGCCUGGACGAGCGGGCUGAUUUCUGUAAGAAGCACAUUAACCGCUACAGAGUUGACCUGAAGGAUCUGAACAAGCGAGGCAUUCUGCCAAAGGUCAAGUCUUAG
Molecule: messenger RNA, 1041 nt
Organism: Hirsutella rhossiliensis
Lineage: Eukaryota; Fungi; Ascomycota; Sordariomycetes; Hypocreales; Ophiocordycipitaceae
Product: putative amidoligase enzyme domain-containing protein
Exons: 1
Coding region: 1-1041 (346 amino acids)
Source: RefSeq, a predicted model, not a curated record